CGCAGUGUUAUGACGCGUUCAGAGCUCGCCAUCAGAAAGUUGCAGCACAUUGCUAAAGGCAGACACACACGCGCGCGAGUGACAGCAGCGGCUCUGCGCGUUCGGUUCCGGCGCUCGCGACGCGCCCGUGACGGCCGGUAGAGCUACAGCCGGUGUUUACCCGCGACCGGGAGAGUGUGUAUGUGAGUGUGUGUGUUCGCUGAAGGUGUGAUGGCGUCUGCAGGUGAGGGCGGUGUGGACUCUAAAGCGGAGCUCAGUACUCUGCUGGAGCAGUGGGAGAGAGAGCAGCAGGGGGCGUCCAGCGAGCUGCUCAACAUACUCACCAAGAUUUCAGAGCUUGUUGAAAGAGAGACGGAGGAGUAUCAUAAGGCAGAUCCUGACCCGUUUGAUGAUCGCCAUCCAGGCCGGGCAGACCCAGAGUGCAUGCUGGGACACCUGUUGAAGAUAUUGUUCAAGAAUGAUGAUUUUAUGAACGCGCUGGUGAACUCGUAUGUGAUGAGCAGCCGUGAGGUGCCGCUGAACACUGCAGCCUGCCGACUCCUGCUCAACAUCAUGCCGGGACUCGAGACGGCCGUCGUCUUUCAGGAGAAGGAGAGAGUGAGCCCAGCUGAUUUGGGCGCCAGCAGCAAGGUGAGCCCAGCUAAGCCAGGAUCCAGGAGUGCACUGAAAGUAGGCCGCGCAUGGGCAGAUCGUGAAUGUGGGAACACGGGGAACAGCGAGGUAGCUGCCCGGAGUGGUGUAAAGACUGAUUUGGACAUCGGCGUCAAGAGACAGGUGUCAGCCGCGCUGCAGGAAAUGAGAGUAGAAGUGCGAUGA
Molecule: messenger RNA, 816 nt
Organism: Danio rerio (zebrafish)
Lineage: Eukaryota; Metazoa; Chordata; Actinopteri; Cypriniformes; Danionidae
Source: RefSeq, a predicted model, not a curated record